Molecule: messenger RNA, 1482 nt
Organism: Penicillium atrosanguineum
Lineage: Eukaryota; Fungi; Ascomycota; Eurotiomycetes; Eurotiales; Aspergillaceae
Exons: 2
Coding region: 1-1482 (493 amino acids)
Molecular function (GO): protein binding
Source: RefSeq, a predicted model, not a curated record
AUGGUGUCUUCCACAGCAAUAGAUGCGCUGACAAGCGCUUUGGUUGCUCGCUUUCUGCGGGCCAACAACUACUCUGAGUCUCUUCAAGCUUUUAUUCGCGAGGCAGGUCUGCCUGUGGACGCGGGGCAAGCAUCGGGUGACGAUACCAACCACUGGACCAUCCAGGGCUUGCUGGAGGAGAAAAAGACAUUUGACCACACAGCCAACUUUGAAAGAUAUGGCAAGGGCAAUAAGGAGACGGAUUCAUGGAGUGUACCAGCACCCUCGAAGGCAACAAUUGUGAAUACUCCAACAUCCUCGAACCUUCUUGCCGCAUCAGUCGACUCGUGGCAUUUGCCCGAGGAUGAUGCAGAGGCAGCCACCGCAGCGCCAGUGAUCAUCUCUACAGGUGCUGAUAGGCAGGUUCAUCUGUCUAAGACUACGAAAAACCAUGGUUCUAUCACCUCAUUUUCGAGUGUAUCAGACUCGCCCGUGCUGUCGUAUGUCUCUAUCCUCAAGGGACGAUACGUCCUGAUGACGAACAUGUCCGGAGGCUUGAUACUUUUGCAUGGAUCACGUAUUGUUGACAGCAGAAAAGACCACUCAAAGUACGCUGUCAAGGUCGUUGCAUAUGAUGAGAAAGGCGAGACCGACUCAUCAUCGCAAUUCUGGGUUGCCACCGCCGGUUGGGAUGCGACUGUCUACCUGUACUGUGUCAACGUUCCGAACGGAGAAGAUGCACCGGUGAUCGGAGAGCCUGUUGCACACAUUAAGUUAACAACGAACCCGGAAUCGUUGGUCUUCGUGCGCCAUAUCGACACCAACGAUUUGAUUCUCCUGGUUUCGCGCCGCGACUCUACCCAUAUCUACUACUAUCAAGUGGCAUCAUCACCCAAGGAGGCAAGCAAUCUGGACCAAAAUGAAUCGGAUAUCCCUUCGUGUCGCCUCCUGGGACAGCAGAACCUGGCACCUCAUUCGAAUGCCUGGAUUGGUUUCUCCCCAGCACACAUGGCUCUCAGCCCACACGAUCCCGGCCUGCUGGCGGUAGCUACAUCUACACUCCCACAUAUGAAGAUGAUCAUCGUGCGUCUCUUGUUCCCUUCAGUGGCCCCCUUGGCUACGCGCGACCCAUCUGAGGAUGCACCUGUGACGCAGGCGUCCCAAGCGCUCGAGUCUCUGGCGCUGCAGAACCGCGAGGACGCAGCAAUCUUGAUACAGGCCAAUACAUUUGCGCCACAGACGGCAUACUCGACACCCCAGGUUGCCUGGCGACCCGAUGGGUCGGGUGUGUGGGUGAAUGGAGACGACGGUAUGGUCCGUGGCAUUGAGACGAAGACAGGAAAAGUUGUUGCUACGCUCAAGAAUGGCCAUGAGCCCGGCUGCAAGGUGCGUACCAUCUGGGCAGGAUAUGUUGAUGUGCAGAGUGAAGGCGAAGAGACGACACAAGAGGAAUGGGUCGUUAGUGGUGGGUUUGAUAAACGGUUGAUUCUGUGGAAAGUAUGA